AUGUGUAUGGGCGCAUUGGGCGGAGACUCCUUCGCGCCCGCUGAGAGGCCAAGCAAGACCAACGAGCGAGCGACGCACGGGCAAGUAGGCGCGACGGUGGGAGGGUACCCUUCAGCAACUACCCGCCCACCGACAAAGCCUACCUACUGCAUUCCACGAUGCUUUUCCCUAACCUUUUCCUUCGCGUUGACUGUCACUUUCUGGCACAUCGCCUGCUCCGUCUUCGCCGGCGCCAUCUGUCGCCAUGCGUUCCAGGGACAACUCGACGCAAUCAAGAGCAUCCCUUCGUACGCACGGGAAGAGCGCCGUACCAUCAUACCCUUUGAUCGCUCCCUCAGCAGUCUCUCCCUCACUGCUGCCUGGUAUCCGUCCACACUCCUCGCCACCGCCUUCCUUUCCGCCAUCACAGUCAUGUACCACAUUCACCACCGUCUCGCCUCGGGUUCGAGUCGUGCUUCGCAGAAAACCGAUGUGGCCUUGUCGCCGGACCAUCACCCCUACCUAGCGGUCCCUUUGACCGGUAACGAGACGGACUUCGACACGGCGUCCAUGUCCCGCCGUCAGGACAUGUACGUUGACCUCUACCGGUACGUGAAAAGCUGCAUCCGCGAAGCGGCGCAAACCGACCACUUUUCCGAGGUCAACGAGGAUCGCUUCCUUUUUGCGAUUUCAACGACCGCCACCAAUGUCCAUCCUGACCUCUUCCCCGAGGUGGCGGGGCAGUUAUUGGGGACCCUGCGGCGGGAAGGCUUCAAUGUCACCCGCUGCGAAAUCGUGAACAAUAUCUUCUGCCUGCGAAUUGACACCAAGUAUGGGCAGCAAACGGCAAUAGCUUCGGAGGACGAGAUAGCCGUGCUUGCUCCAACCUAG
Molecule: messenger RNA, 870 nt
Organism: Fimicolochytrium jonesii
Lineage: Eukaryota; Fungi; Chytridiomycota; Chytridiomycetes; Spizellomycetales; Powellomycetaceae
Exons: 2
Coding region: 1-870 (289 amino acids)
Source: RefSeq, a predicted model, not a curated record